Messenger RNA from Malaclemys terrapin pileata, 6181 nucleotides. It is a transcript of the gene CHST7, whose product is annotated as carbohydrate sulfotransferase 7. Gene Ontology annotation, cellular component: Golgi membrane. The transcript has 2 exons. The record is from RefSeq and is a predicted model, not a curated record. Gene Ontology annotation, biological process: carbohydrate metabolic process; N-acetylglucosamine metabolic process. Bases 2684 to 4084 code for a protein of 466 amino acids. Gene Ontology annotation, molecular function: chondroitin 6-sulfotransferase activity; N-acetylglucosamine 6-O-sulfotransferase activity. Lineage: Eukaryota; Metazoa; Chordata; Testudines; Emydidae.
GUAAUAAUUUUGUUUAAUGUAAUUCCUACAGAAACAGACAGAAUUCUUCACAGCAGAUUACACUUUAUACAUAAAGUUGUUAAUACUAUCUACAUAAUGGGUCAAACUCCACUAUCCAUAUAUGGGUGUAAUGUUGCUGAUUGCAGAGGUGAUACAUGUGUAUCACACAGUAGAAUCUGAUGCAAUAUCUGCUAAGUGCAAAGACAGUCCAGAAAUGGGGAACAAUAGCUACAUUCCAAGAACCAGGAUACAUGAAGAAAAAGACUCAAUUAGACAAAUGUUUGUUUUAUUAGAGAGAGAGAGAGGUGUCAAUUAGCCAGAGGGGGCUAUACCAGAUGGUGGUAGGCGGCUUUGGAAGAUCUACCAUGCUUUAUGGGGAGGUGUCAAGAAGGGACAAAUAUUAGGGUAUUUGAUGGUGGCAGGGAAUGACCUCAAGGACAGAAAAUAUAAGGUUCCUCAAUUAAAAAUGGUAGCUGCAACUGUCAACAAACACAGAAUAAUUGUAAUCACUGUAUCCCACAUUACUCAUUAAUUUGUUAAUUAGUACCCCCAUUAAUUUAAUGGUAUAAUCCAUUUUUAUUAACUAGUUUGUUAUGCAUCUAUUUUCAACUGCUGAUGAAGUAGGAGAAAUUACCUGUCAUAGCAUUGAAAUGUCAUCAGAGUAAAGCCAAGUUUUCAGGUUAUAAAUGUUCUUUAUUACAGCGGCCACAAAAUGAAUUUAUCACUUCAAGUGUCUUUUGAUCUUGCCUCUGUGAAUAAAUGGAAAUUCUUGAAAAAUGGUUAAUUUAAUAAAAUGUAGCAACCCCACACUUCAAAAGUAAGCCCCUAAUCCUGCAAAACUGUUCCAUGGAGGUGGACCCUUCUGUUCAUGUGGAAUCACAUUGACUUCAGUAAGAUUCUGCAUGAACUCAGGGAAUGAACUGCUGGAUUUUGGACAACCUGAGAUAUGGAGAGUUAAUAUUAGGGAGACCAUAAUAGAAGUAAUUACAGGAAGGAAGAAAGGUGAAGACCUUUAUACAAAAGUUUCAACUGAGUAGUCAAUCUCCAGGGCAAAAGUUAGCCCUUGUAGAAGUGACACAAAUUGUUUUCCCAUAUACAUUCAUUUGAGAGUUUUUUUUUUCCAGCAGGGGUGGAGCCCUCUUUUCUCUCCCCAGUCCAAAUCCAAUAAGGCUGAUGGAUGUGAAUCAAAGCACAAUAUUAAUUUCUCACUUGGCCCCAGAUCCUGCACUGGAAUCCGCUAGUGCAGAAUCUUUACCUCUGCAAUCAGGACCAUGGUCUUUACAUGACAGUUCAUGUCAAACUAUCCUUUAGUGAAAAAUUCUGGAACUGCAAUAAUGGUAGCAAAUGUUUUCUCUUAAGAUUUAACCCCCUUCCCAACUCUCUACAGUACCAAAUCUGAAAUAUUUUUGCGGUCUUUUGCAGAUAUUCUUACCUGCUGUGCAUUCAGUGCAACUUUCUAAAAAUAAAACUAAAUUAUUUUACAAUUUGCAGGCGGGUUUCCUGGGCUUCUACUAAGGUUUAGAAGGUCUCCUGAGUGGGCAACACAAGAGCAAUAUUACUAGAGAUCAAUAUGCCCUUCCUGUUCCUAGGACCACAUGCCUACCCAUUGCCUCUUCAGUCUCAUCUGAUCGCUGUUCCUGGGAUAAACAUCCCUUUGCAGGACCUAAGGGAGGAAGGUGAGUUCCCCCCAGUGUAGUGUAUAAAACAAGAAGUGCAACAAGCUCAAAGAAGAUGUUUCUCAUCUAUUAGGAUAUAAUCAUGUAGCUCUUUACUUGUAACAAUAAUUAUUCAAUUUUCAGAUAAGAAAUAUUAUUUUAAUUACCCCCCACACACACACCCCACCUCUUGAUCUACUUCUGUACAUCCUUGGUAGAGGAUCGUGUGAGCUAGAAAGCUUAUCUCAGGAUCUGAACUUUCCCCAUGUUUGCAGUAGGUUUGGAUCUGAGGUUCCAGAUUAGGCCCAUCACUACUUUUUUGUAUCAGUUUUGUAUCAGAAAAAGAUUUUGCAUCCCAUUUUUGUGGCCCUUUUAAAUCAACCCAGCACCUUUCUGCAGAACCCCUGGACCUUCCAAAAUCAUUUCUCGUGUGUGUGAUUCCUCUCUUUCGGUUCAUUGAUAGAUCAUCACCCCCUCACUAGUAAAAAGGCUACCAAUGCAGUCUCUCUACUGGGUAGAGCUGCAGAAGAAGGGGCAGGUUCAGUGGCACUGGCACAAUUUGUACAGUGGUGCUGAAAGCCACUGAACAAAAUUACAAACCCUCCCUGCAUAUGAGUGAAACCACUUCAAGACAGCAGCUCUUGGCUGGUUCCAGAAAGAGGCCACUGAAGGUUGCAGCCUGAUGGGUAGGAAGAGGCGGUUCCUCAGCCAGCAGGGGCAGUUGUCUGUCUGUGGGGAGCUCCAGCAGCUGGCUAUGGGGAAGGAAGGCGGGGGCAACAGCCGCUUUGCUGUUCUAGCCGCGGAGUCUCCGGCACGUGGGCGUGUUUAUCCAGACGGGGAGGGACCCACGGAGCCAACACCUCCCAGGCGCCGCCUCUGCCCUCCUCCAAGUUUUGUGCGCUUUCCAACAGGCAGGACUCUCCCUGCUGCUGCGGCGGCGGCGGCUCAGCCAGAGCCCAAGCACAGGGCGGGCGGCGGCGGCGACUGGCUGCAGACGCCGCUGCCCGGCAGCAGAGCGCGGCGGGGCGAUGAAGGGGCGGCGGUGGCGCUGGCAGCACCGCCGCCUCGCCCUGCUGCUGGUGCUCUACACGCUGCUGCUGCUGCUCCUGGUGCCCUACGUGCAGGACUACGGGGCCAGGCGGGGGCGCGGGGCGGAGGAGGCGCCGCUGCAGCCCCGCUGCCCCAGCCUGCAGGAGGUGCUGGGCGAGUGGGGCUGGGAGGAGGAGAAGGAGGAGGAGGAGCAGCCGCCGGGGGGCGAGGGGGCGGCGGCUGACGGGAGCGAGGCGGCCGGCGGCGCGAAGCGGCACAUCUACCUGCACGCCACCUGGCGCACGGGCUCCUCCUUCCUGGGGGAGCUGUUCAACCAGCACCCGGACGUCUUCUACCUGUACGAGCCCAUGUGGCACCUGUGGCAGGCCCUGUACCCGGCGGACGCGCUCAGCCUGCAGGGCGCCCUGCGCGACAUGCUCCGCUCACUCUUCCGCUGCGACUUCUCCGUGCUGCGCCUCUACGCCGCCCCGCCCGCGCCCCGGGACCCUCUGGCCCCGGGCGGCGGCAACCUCACCACGGCCGGCCUCUUCGGCUGGCGGACCAACAAAGUGAUCUGCUCGGCCCCGUUCUGCCCGGACGCCCCCCAGCCCCGCCACGAGAUCGGCCUGAUCGACGGCGCCGCCUGCGAGCGGAGCUGCCCGCCGCGGGGGCUGCGGGAGCUGGAGGCCGAGUGCCGCAAGUACCCGGUGGUGGUGAUCAAGGACGUGCGGCUGCUGGAGCUGGGCGCGCUGCUGCCGCUGCUGCGGGAGCCCGGCCUCAACCUGCGGGUCAUCCAGCUCUUCCGCGACCCCCGCGCCGUGCACAACUCCCGCCUCAAGGCCAAGCAGGCGCUGCUGCGGGAGAGCAUCCAGGUGCUGCGGAGCCGGCACCGCGCCGAGCCCCGGGGACUCCCCCACCGGCAGCUCCUGCCCGCGGCCGGGCUGGGGGGCGGCGGGAUCCGGGCGCAGCAGCAGCACCGGGCCGAGUUCUUCCUGAGCGGCGCGCUGGAGGUGAUCUGCCAGGCCUGGCUCCGCGACCUGCUCUUCUCCCGCCGCGCCCCGGCCUGGCUGCGCCGCCGCCACACCCAGCUGCGCUACGAGGACCUGGUGCUGGAGCCCCGCGCCCAGCUGCGCCGCCUGCUGCGCUUCGCCGGCCUGCCCGUCCCGCCCGCCAUGGAGAGCUUCGUGCUCAACAUGACCCGCGGCGCCGCCUACUCCUCCGACCGGCCUUUCCUCAUCUCCGCCCGGGACGCGCGGGAGGCCAUCCACGCCUGGAGGGAGCGGCUCAGCCAGGAGCAGGUGCGCCAGGUGGAGGCCGCCUGCGGCGAAGCCAUGAGCCUCUUGUCCUACCAGCCCAGUGCCGAGCCCGGCGGCGGAGCCCGGGAGGGGGACAGCAGGUAGCGGCCGCCUCCUUGACGGGACAUGCAGCUUGAAGUGCAGACAUUGGAAGGAUGCGUUAUGGUAACAGCCAAGGACUGAAGAAAAAUUCAUCCCUGAAGAGACUACAUUCCACAUCCUUUCAGAACUUCAAUUUAUGCUAACAACUGUACAGUUUUGCAUAGCAGGACACAUUUUAAUCACCUAAAACAGGUGGACACAAUGACUUCAUUUCCAGUAAGGAUAUGACAGUGCAAUAUGGACAACUAUGAACCUCCAAUAUGGAGUGGUUUAUUUUACAGUUUGAAGCUGCCAGUCUGUGGUCAAUUGUAGGUGCUUUUUCUGGCAACAAGGAGACUUAAAUUUUUAAAGUUACUGACGAUACUUGGACAAAUCAUCUACCAUUGCAAAAACUCAGUAUUUGCAAACGUAGUAUUUUACACUUCAGUAUUGUAGCAAAACUUUCACGGAUCUAGGUGGUGAGGUUUUUUUUAAGUGCUCUGCUUCCCCACCCUGUAACUGGGAAUUAUUUUAUCCUAAUACCAGGACUGUGUUUUUAGAGUUCUGACUACAGUAAAUUAUAUAAUAAAUUGUGAAUUUGAUUAUACAAACUUUCCCUUGGGGGUGGGGAAACAGUUGAAGUGCUGCUUCCAUUUCUACUGCAGUGACACCUAAUCCACAGAAAGCACAGUAACACCACACCAUACUCUUACAAGAAACUGCACAGAAACCUCUGGUUGGUUGGGAGGGAAAAAAGGUUCAGGGCUGAUAACUGGUGUCAGUUGGCAUAGCUGAGGUUCUGACCCCUUGUGUUGAGCUCUUACUGAAAUGCCAAGCUAAAAUCCACUUCAAGUUUGCCUAUAACUCAUACCUUAAACAACCCUUUGGUGCUGAGAGCUGGGAUUUCACAGUGCUUGUUGGUAAUGUACUGUAUAAACCUUUUAAAAGAAUGCUAAAGCUAUGGGGCAGUUAUUCAAUGUGAUCUGGGGUUUAAUUUGGCUCCAGAUUUAAGUUUUACAAAGAGCUUGUUUUACAAAAGCUAGGACUAAUAGAAUAGAAUUCCCAUAGAAAGCUGAUGAAUUAGCUAUUCCCUAUACGGCUGGAAAUCCUUUCAUUGCAGCUUUGUUAUGGAAUGCAAAUCUGAAAUGUCCAUUUGCAUUUCUCUCUGUUUAGACAAGCAGGCCAAGUCUAGAUUAGAAAUGUUUACCUGCAUAGCAGUGCCUGUUAAGGCUGUAGAUUUUUUGUGACAUUUCCAUGCCUGCAAAAGCCUUAGUGUAGACAGUUGUAUCGGCAUAAAUGCUUUUGCUGUUCUAGCUUAUUUCAGUCACUGAAUCUGUACAGCUGUAUCAGCAAAGUGCAGACUAGGCUUCAGUCACUCUAGCUGAACUUCUAACAGAACAGUAACUUACCAGUAGACUUUUAAAAUCUUAAGUGGUGGUAAUAGACAAAUGUUAAAAAGGAUUAGCCUGACAGCAUACCAUGGAGCUGUCCUUUUGUGCCUAGAUGCUUGUGGACAGGAGUCACUCUCAAUCAUGAUUUUGGUUGUAACAAACAGUGCUCAGUGACAUCAGUAUAGAUUAGUCAGUAGAUCAAAUAGAGUAACUUGCAGAGGAAACAGCCUGGUGGCAUGCAAUAUGGAUUCAAAUGUGGCCAGCCUUGAUGUGCACUGUGUGUACGCGCAGCAGUGUUUUGAGAUUCCGUAAAUGGAUGCACACUCACCAGACUAAGAUUAGCAAAUCAGAAGUCGUCAUUCCAUAGUAAAUACUGACUUCGUUAAGAGUUUGGUUUAUGUAGCUUUGGGCAGCUGUUCUUUGACCUCUUCAGAAACAAUCUGCAGUGUAAUUAAAGCCACUUUCCCAACCCUGACAUGUACACGUGAGCCACUGUUGGAAGUUUAAAUUUUUUCUAUUUUAUUUCUUACGUCAAGUGGUGGAAGGGGAAGAGUUGUUACUGAAAGUAAAUUCCUCAUAUUGUCCCCUAAUGUAUUUUGGAUCCUGCAGUCCUUCCCCUGGCAAAAAAUGUAUUGAAGUUCAAUGGCAAUUCUGCUGAAUUUAGGACUUCAGCUUUAAGCACAGCAUGACUGUUUCCAGCAGUAUUUCUGUAUUAAAACUGCAUAUCUAA